GUCCGGGUCCUCGCCACCGACUACUCCAACCCAGACUCAAUGGUAAACAUGCUCGAGGAGAACAAGAUAUCAACCGUCGUCUCCGUCCUAAACGCUGGAAUGGAUACCACGCCGGAGUUGAACCUAGUCCAAGCAGCGGAUCGUUCGAAGAUGACCAAGCGCUUCAUCCCGAACGUGUGGAGCUCUGUCGUCUAUAAGCCCGAGUAUGCCCAGAUCUUCCCAUUUGCGGCACUCAGGCUGCAGGUCAUGGAUGCCUUGUCGAAGACCGGCCUUGAAUGGACUGUCAUCUACCCAGGAAUCUUCCUUGAAUACUAUGUUACAGGACUCCCGACGCACCUCACUAGGCACAAGAUCGCUGUAGAUGUCGAUGCAAAUGCUGCUGGAAUUCCGGGGUCUGGAAAUGUUCCCAUCACGUUCACCUACACGUUCGACAUCGCCAAGUUUGUAGCCGAGCUCCUGAGCCUGGAAAAGUGGGAGCAGAAGUACUUCACCGUCGGAGACAGCAAAACUUGGAACGAGGUGGUCGCAAUCGCUGAGCAGGCGAAGGGGGUUAAGUUCGUCGUUUCGUACGAUCCCGUCGAGAAGCUGGAGAAGGGCCAGAUCACAGAGCUGCCUGGCCACAAAAAAGCGUAUGAGGAGUUCGGCGGAGAGGCGGUGGCCAAACCAAUGGUGCAAGGUAUGAAUGCACGUUUCGGGUUGUGGAUGGAAGAAGGCGCGUUCUCAUUCCGGGAUGGUGCUUUCUUGAACGAUAUGUUCCCAGACAUUAAAACGCUCAGCAUGGAAGAGGCUUGGAAGACGGUUGGAGGUAAGAACUAA
Molecule: messenger RNA, 816 nt
Organism: Trematosphaeria pertusa
Lineage: Eukaryota; Fungi; Ascomycota; Dothideomycetes; Pleosporales; Trematosphaeriaceae
Product: NAD(P)-binding protein
Exons: 2
Source: RefSeq, a predicted model, not a curated record